Paramisgurnus dabryanus is the source of this 3911-nucleotide messenger RNA. RefSeq names its product tripartite motif-containing protein 16-like. The record is from RefSeq and is a predicted model, not a curated record. Gene Ontology annotation, molecular function: zinc ion binding; protein binding. Lineage: Eukaryota; Metazoa; Chordata; Actinopteri; Cypriniformes; Cobitidae.
CCAUGAGCAAGGCACCUUACCCUAACUGCUCCCCGGGCACUGGGAUGGCUCCCCACUGCUCCGGGUGUGUGUUCACUACUCACUAAGGAUGGGUUAAAUGCAAAGGUCACAUUUCGAGUAUGCAUUACAUACUUGAUACGCUUGUCACUUUCACUUUCACUCCAAAGAACCAUAAAACGAAACUGAAAGUCUUUGUGACUUGUUUGUCUCUCUCCUUCUGUGUGUACAUACACUAAAAUGGCAGAAGGAAAUUUUUCUCAAGACAAGUUAAACUGUUCGGUGUGUUUGGAUCUACUGAAUGAGCCAGUGACCAUUCCCUGUGGACACAGUUACUGUAUGAGCUGUAUUACAGACUGCUGGAAUCAGGAGGAUCAGACGGGAGUCUACAGAUGUCCUCAGUGCCGACAAAUCUUCACUCCAAGACCUGCUUUAUAUAAGAAUGUGAUGUUUGCUGAAGUGAUGGAGGAACUGAAGAAGAAAAAACUCCAGACCUCUUCUCCUGAUCACUGUUAUGCAGGACCUGGAGAUGUGGAGUGUGACAUCUGCACCGGGAGAAAAUACAAAGCUGUCAAAUCCUGUCUGGAGUGUCUGAACUCUUACUGUCAAAAUCAUCUUGAUCAACAUGAAAAAUUCUUUCAGGUUAAGAAGCAUGAUCUGAUGGAUCCAACUGGACGACUCCAUGAAAUGAUCUGCGCAAAACAUAGAAAACAUCUGGAAAUUUUCUGCCGUACCGACCAGCAGUACAUUUGUUAUCUGUGUACGAUGGACGAACAUAAAAACCAUGAAAUUGUAACAGCAGUAGCAGAGAGGACUGAGAAACAGAACAUUUUAGAAGAGACACAGAGAAAAGUUCAACAGAGAAUCCAGGAGAGAGAGAAAGAGAUUCAGGAUCUCAGAGAGGCUGUGAGGUCUCAUAAGAGAUCUGCACAGACAGCUGUGGAGGACAGUGAGAAGAUCUUCACUGAGCUGAUCUGCUCCAUUGAUAGACGUCGCUCUAAGGUGACACAACUGAUCAGAGAUCAGGAAAAGACUGCAGUGAGUCAAGCUGAAGGACUCUUAAAGCAACUGGAGCAGGAGAUGUCUGAUCUGAGGAGGAAAGACACUGAGCUGGAGCAGCUUUCACAAACAGACAAUCACAUCCAUUUCUUGCAGAGUUUUCAGUCUCUCUCUGCAGCUCCUGAAUCUAAAGUCUCACACAACAUUUUUGUCAGUUCUCUCCUCUCUUUUGAUGAUGUGAGAAAAUCUAUUUCUCAACUGAAUGACAAAGUGGAAGAUGUUUGUAGAGACGAGAUAGAAAAGAUUUCUGAUAGAGUUACAUCUAUUAGAAUUAUUUCUGAUGAACCCAAAACCAGGAAGGAGUUUUUGCAAUAUUCCAGUCAGUUCACAAUGGAUUCAAACACAACGUAUAAACACCUCUAUCUGUCUGAUGGGAACAGAGAGGUUACUUACACUGAUACAGACCAGCAGUAUCCUGAUCAUCCAGACAGAUUUGAUCACUGGCAGCAGGUGUUGUGUAAUGAGAGUGUGACCGGGCGCUGUUACUGGGAGGUUGAGUGGAGUGGAAGUGCCGGUGUGUCAAUUUCAGUGUCAUAUAAGAGCAUCAGCAGGAAGGGAAACGGUCAUGUGUGUGUGUUUGGGUGGAAUAAUCAGUCCUGGAGUUUACUCUGCUCUACCUCCAAAUAUUCAUUUGAGCACAAUCAUAAAUUGAUUGAACUCCCCGUGUCCUCCAUUUGUUCCAAAAUAGGAGUGUAUGUGGAUCACAGUGCAGGAUCUCUGUCCUUCUACAGUGUCUCUGAUACAAUGACCCUCAUCCACAAAGUCCAAACCACAUUUACUCAACCUCUCUAUCCUGGGUUUUAUGUUAGUAAAGAAUCUACAGUGAAACUAUGUCGUCUGAAAAAACAAAUCCUGCAUAAAUUUCAUAAAUAACACUAAAUUCAGCAUUACAGUAUUGCUAAAUAUUUUACAAUCUGAAAUCAAAGAAAACAUGGGAAUUGAAAAGGAGUAGUGUGUGAUUAAAACAGUUUUACUUAUUUUAAAAGACAUGCUGAUUUAAUUUAACUUGAUUUUAAUAUUAAGUAUUGCUAUUUUUUUAUAUUUAAAGGCGGGGUGCACGAUAAAAAAACACUUUGGAAAAGGGAGUUGGGAUGAGUACCAAAACACACUUGAAGCCAAUCAGCAGUAAGAGGCGUUUCUACUAACCAACAUCAUUGCCUGGGUUGCAUAUGUGGGGCGGGUCUAUCAAAAGAAGGUCCAGAUUCUAUUGGGGUAGGGGUGUGUUUGUUUAGGUGAUUUCAAAUACAACAUUGGCUUUCAGAGAUCGUGCACCCCGCUUUUAAUCUUAGCUUUGUCACAGCAGGUUCACUGGACAUGUUGUAGGGCCAUAAAAACAUUUAGUUUUUCCCACUUCAUUUGAUUAACAUAAUAAAUGCUAAUAUUUUUCUUGAGAAUGAUGUACUGUGCAAGGGGUCAAACUCAAGAAUUUCACAACAAAAAAAGUUUGUGGGAAUUCAUAAGCUGACCCCUUCACAUAUACAUCAUUCACUGUAAACUCGAACAGUACAAUAUACUCAUUUAAAAAGAGUAAACUGAACUAAAACCUGUAAAACAGUUCAUUCAACUUAAAAGUUUUAUGUGUUUUCAAUGAGUUCACCAUUUUAAAUUCCACAAACUCAAAUAAAAUGAGUCAAAGAACAUAAAUUUUUUUAUUUAUUUCUUCCAAACGGACUCAUUUCAAUACCACAGCCUUACUGUAACAAACACUGCAAAUAAUUACAAACUUUUGGUGGUUGUGAUGAGUGUGAUUUAAUAUGCCAGGUAAGCUAUGAAAGAGUCUGGCACUGGAAAUUUACUUCAGUUAAAAGUUAAAUCAACACAAUUGGUUGAGGUUCCAGUUCCCAGCAUGAUUUGCAUGAGCCCGCAAUACGAGAGCAUUUUUUUUUUAAUUAAGUGAUAUUUUAUGUAGUUUUCAGGAAAGAGAAAGACAUUCAUUUAUGUUGGAGAUUUAGAAGAGUUUGCUAUUUUUUAGUUUUGUGCUUACCAUUGUUUAGAAGUGUAGUGCCUGUGCUUAUGCUGUAGGUCGGAUAUUUGUUGCUUUAUAUAUCAUGUAAAAUAUGACUGUGUAAAAGUCAACACUGAGCUCAGUCUCAACACACUUUCACAUAAUCUGUUUCUGUGGCUUGUGAACAAAAAUUUAAUUGUAAAUAUAAGUUUUAAGUACAGUAUACAAUAAAUAUAUUGUAAACAGUCCUUACUUAUGUUAUAGUGUACUUAAAUAUGAAUCAAAAUGAAACAUACAAUUUUAAGUUUGGGUUAACUGAAUUUUUUAAGUUUUCUUUACUUAAUUUUUUUUUAUUUUAAAAAGUUGGUUUACUUUAAAAAAAAAUGCAUGUAAUCACUUUCUACAAAAUUCUUGAGUACUCUGAACUUGUCAGGUUUUACAGGGUUGAUUUCACAGUACAGGAAAUACUGCAAGGGUGAAGAUCUGCAGGUUGACAGGUUAACAGGUUUAUUAUAGUUAAAAAAAGCCCUUCUAGGGACAAGUGCUGCAAAUUAGCUUCGGCUACAGUACAUCAUUUGAGGACUGUAUCUCCAGUUUGUCUAUGUCUAUUGUAUCUGUCCCUAUACAAAUAACCUUAAAUAAAUAAAUAAACAGUGCUACCACCCAGAUACACUGUAAGCAUUGCACUUAUCCACACUGUGACUAAAACAGAAAAACUCAGAUUUGUCCAGUUUCAGACAAUGAUCAAAAAGAGAGGAACUGAUGCUUUCGUGAAAUGCUGUAAAGUGGACCAUGAAUCCACCUCGAAUGAUUUCUCCAUCAUAAAGCUACGCAUCUGUGCAUUAAUGUUUGAAUUUAUGAAAACAUAAUAAAAAUAAUAAUGAACCAAACUUGAGUAUGUGACGUGCCU